AUGUUUCAUAAGAUCAAGAACCCCAAUACUGUGGUAUAUAAUACAUUGCUAACCAUAUUGAUUUUAUCCUUGAUCAUUGCCAUAUAUUCCAAACCGGUUAGAUUGAAUUCAGAUAAUAGUCGGUAUUAUAAUUCCAUAUACAAGAAUAAUAAUUUAAUAUUCUUUAAUGAUCAAAAAUGCAAAACUUGCAAAGUUUUGAAACCUGCUAGGUCUAAACAUUGUAAAAUAUGUGAUCAGUGCAUCGUAUUCUUUGAUCAUCAUUGUGUUUGGAUCAAUAAUUGUGUUGGUAAGGGGAAUUAUAAAUGGUUUUAUUUAUUCUUGAUCAUGAAUGUUAUUGUCUUGACUUAUGCCACAAUUAUAAGUUUUAACUUAAUUCAAACCAUUGUCAAUGAUGAAAGCAUAGGAUAUGAUGAAUUUGAAAAUUUCCAAAAUGAACUAAUAUUGUUUUUAAUUUGUGGAUUAUUAGAUAUUGUGGUUACUUGGUUUGCAUUUGAAAGUUUUAAAUUAGUUUAUAUGGGGAUGACUACAAAUGAACAACAAAAAUGGUUUAAUAUUCAUGAUUUAAUCCAUUCAGGUGAAUUAUAUACAGAUAACCAUGGCCAAUAUUUUGAAUAUUUACCAAAUGAUGAUAUUUUCUUGGGUAUGAAUAUGAAUGAUAAUAGACCUAUUCCUGUAAGGAAAGAACAAUUAACUUUAGUCAGAUCAACUGAAGAAUUGAAAAAUAUUUAUGAUCUAGGAUUUUGGGAUAAUUUGAGAGAGAGAUUGUCAUAG
Hansenula ciferrii is the source of this 771-nucleotide messenger RNA. RefSeq names its product palmitoyltransferase SWF1 (gene SWF1). Gene Ontology annotation, cellular component: endoplasmic reticulum; Golgi apparatus. Gene Ontology annotation, biological process: protein targeting to membrane; peptidyl-L-cysteine S-palmitoylation. Bases 1 to 771 code for a protein of 256 amino acids. NCBI's taxonomy places the organism in Eukaryota, Fungi, Ascomycota, Saccharomycetes, Phaffomycetales, Wickerhamomycetaceae. The transcript has a single exon. The record is from RefSeq and is a predicted model, not a curated record. Gene Ontology annotation, molecular function: protein-cysteine S-palmitoyltransferase activity.